AGUCGAGCCGCCAUGACAGUCGGCGAAUAUGCUAAGCGGCUAUGUUAAAUUAAUUUCGUAAAAAUAAUAUUAUUGUGCUGAAAACUAUCCUGGAUACUUGAUUUGCAGUAUUAGCCCGUCGGGCUAAAACCCGGUAAAAUGGCAAACAACUGGUGGAGAGAACCGGACAUGGGAGUACUGAGUGCACCGGUGACCUCUGGUGAGCCCCAGGGAUGCUCCGCCAUGCGUAUGUGGAGGAACGCCUGCAACACACUGGUAGCACCCGAUGCUGAUGAUGCUUGGAAGCAGGUGGUGGAAGCCUCCCCUCCGGAGUCACUCUGGCACACACUCCGGAACUGUGUAGCUUAUCAGGCGGGAGUGUGGCAGAACUUGCUCAACAAGGGAGUGGAUGACGUCAUACAGCCGGCUGCCUUCAAGCUGGCCAUAGUGCUGAGACAUACUCCUUCUGAACUCACCGUCAAACUUCUGUCUGACUUGCUGAGGCUGCAUCCACAGUCGCAAGACUUGACGUCGUACAUCUUGGCGCUGCUGACGGAUGACGAGGCGCAGUGGAGUGGCGGACACUGUAGCUCUCCGUCCAACGUGUCCUCUCCUCCCAGCGAGGAGGAGGAGGAAGAACAUUCCUCCAACUCCGAUGGCGCGGACUCUGACGGCGCCGACCAGGGACACGACACCGACGGCCCCGACCCCGGACACGACACAGACCUCGACGCCAACGAGGCCAAUGGACCCGCAGACUCCGCGUCCGCCGCCGCUCUAUCCAAACCCCAUAUGCCGCCGCCGGACUCCACCACGCAUUCCAGCGACAACCCUAACAUGCCCGAUUCGACUACGGCCGACGAUCCUAUAGAAGUCGAUCCGGAGUCUGGCGAGGGGGAAGACGACGGGGACGCGGAGGCGGAGGCCGAGGGAGAGGGAGAUGAGGACGCCGACGGUGAAGGUGAUGAAGACGGCGAGGGCGAGGAGGACGGCGAGUCGGCGGACGAGGUGGAGGGCAUGGCGCGAGGCCGCGGGCUGUCGCCGGCGGGCAUGGCGCGGGGCCGCGGGCUGUCGCCGGCGGGCCCGGCGCCGCUGCGCGACUUGCAGCUGUUCGGCGACUGCGAGCUGGCCGUGCUGGCCGCCUCGCGCGAGGAGUACGACGCACACGCCAAGCUCGUGCGCGCCGAGUACUCCAAGCUCACCAACGACAACUACGUGCAGCUGAGGAUCAAGGUGCUGAACCAAUUCAGUCAAAUCCCCAAGCUGUUCCACUCUCCUGAGUUCGAAUGCUUCGAGUCUGCGGCGCGAGAGAACAUCGAGCGAGAGAUCAAUACGCUGCAGGAACACUUGGUGGCCGGGAGGAGAGACUAGUAUUAUCCCUACCAGGAGGGUGACAUUCCUGAGGACAUGGAGCUCAAUAACUGCAACUAAUUGUUUACUCAUUACGUCAGCUUUGCUUGUUACGUGACCGCGCUACUGCGCUGAGCUAGCAGAUGUACUUGCCAUGCUAAAAUGCAUCAUUUCCUUUUCAUGUUUUCAAGUAUCCAUAAACUAAAGCUACCUACUUCCUUACUACUACUACAUCAUCGCUAAAAGUUUAAAAGACAUCUGUAAACAUAUAGAAAUCGUGAUACAAGCUAUGCUCAUGUCAUCUAAGUCACUCGCUAGCGCGUCAUCAAGUAAUAAGUAAGAAAAUGUUUGAGUAAAUAAAUAAUUUGCUGUACUACUUGGUGUGAGGUAUAUCCUCGUCACAAGUACUAGCUCCCGUGUUCAGGGCGUCAUAUUCCUGGCGAGCCUGGAGACGCUCGAAUAUGACUUGUGUUACAAUACAAUAAUAAUUACUUUAACACAAGUAAGCUUCCUGGGUCAGUGCGGCUUGCAACACAAUCAGUGAUUGUAAUGAUAGAGACAUUUUCAGUGUAGUGCUAUUUCUUCAUAGAUUGGUGUCUGUUUAUUAGAUUUAAUUUGUAUUACAAGUGUGAGCAUAUACACCUCGGCUUGUUUAGAGUUGCCGACAUUCAACCUUCAUAGAUGUGAAUGUGCCUAUAAAUGUACACUGACAUUCCACAAUGGAACAAUGCUUUCUAAUGUUGAACACUGAUGUACCUACAUAAACUUAGUUGUAAUUGUAUAAAUAUUGUAUUUAGAUUUACAUACCUACUGUCACUUUUGUAACAGCAGUAGUUAAAUUAUUGCUAUUUUAGAUAUUUAUAUGAAAUGACUGAAAGCUGAUUUUAUUUCGAAACCUUUAGACCAAAAUGUGUAUUUUAUUGUAACAUUUAUUUGAUUAUUUUUAGCAGAAAUUAUGUAAUUCUAGAUUUAAGUACAUACCUAUGUAAUAGAAAUCAUUUCGAAUAUUUUGCUUAUAUCAAUGUAGGCAGUAGCUAGUUGUUUAGGUAAGCAAGAUUUCUGCGAUUCAUUUAAUCAAUUCACUAGUAUUUAUGACAUGGUCAUCAUUUACUAUUAAAGGAAAAUAAAUAAUAAUCAAUAAUGUA
This is a messenger RNA of Spodoptera litura, 2474 nucleotides long. RefSeq lists its product as uncharacterized. Lineage: Eukaryota; Metazoa; Arthropoda; Insecta; Lepidoptera; Noctuidae. The record is from RefSeq and is a predicted model, not a curated record.